GGCUAUAAAGGCACGGGGUGGGACGCGGGGCUGAAACCUGCGCUAAGGGACGGCAUGGCUGCUGCGCUCAUCGUGCUGCUGGCUCUGGGGGCUGCCAUGCAGGUGGCAGUGACUGAGCUGCCGCAUGAUGAGCACCAGGCCGUGGCUGCUGGGAGCCGCUGGGAGCAGCAAUGGCACCUGCUGGAGGACGGCUCAGCUGCGUGGGACGCAGAUGAAGGAGAUGCAAUGGGACUGGGCAAGGGGAUUAAAUGCAGAGCCUGCGUCACUCUGGUGAAGAAGCUGCAGAAGAUUGUAGGUGACGACCCUGAUGAGGGCCGGGACCCACAGGAGGCCAUCAACACAGCGCUGGACAAGGUGUGCGGUGCAGGGAAACGCCUGAAGAACAUCUGCAGGCAGCUGGUGAAGAAGCUCCGGCAGCAGCUCAGCGAUGCGCUGCAAGAUGACGACAAUCCCCGCUCUGUGUGCACUACCCUGGGGAUGUGCAAAGGCUGAGCGCGGCCAGAGCCCACAUCCUGCGCCCCACAUCCUGUGCCAGAGCCCCACAUCCUGUGCGCAGACCCCACAUCCUGCAUAUGGACCCCAAAACGCAGACCCACAGCCCCGUCCCAGCCCUCCUUCUGCUCCCUGUUCCCAUGCAAUAAAGCCGCUCACCUCUUCUGUC
This is a messenger RNA of Centrocercus urophasianus (Greater sage-grouse), 661 nucleotides long. RefSeq names its product antimicrobial peptide NK-lysin-like. The coding region runs from base 55 to 492 and encodes 145 amino acids. Gene Ontology annotation, cellular component: cytolytic granule. The record is from RefSeq and is a predicted model, not a curated record. Gene Ontology annotation, biological process: antimicrobial humoral immune response mediated by antimicrobial peptide; killing of cells of another organism; lipid metabolic process. The transcript is spliced from 4 exons. NCBI's taxonomy places the organism in Eukaryota, Metazoa, Chordata, Aves, Galliformes, Phasianidae.